AUGGUGCUGAAGACGCAGCUCUGCCGCUUCAGCGGCUUGCGCAUUUACCCGGGUCGUGGGACCAUCUUCGUGCGGACGGAUGGCCAGGUCUACACCUUCCUGAGCAAGAAGUGCAAGCGGCUGCACAACCAGAAGAAGAGGCCCGCGAAAAUCGCAUGGACCGUCGCGUAUCGGAGGGCGCACAAGAAGGACCAGACGAACGCGGUCACGCGCCGCAAGCGCAGGGGCACCGGCAAGGCUGCUCACCGCGCCAUCGUCGGAGCGUCGAUCGAGGUCCUUCGGGCCAAGCGGAACGAGAAGUCGGAGGACAGGAAGGCUGCUCGUGACAAGGCCAUCCAGGAAAUCAAGCAGCGGAAGGCGAAGGGCGGAAAGAAGUGA
Messenger RNA from Pedinophyceae sp. YPF-701, 378 nucleotides. The record is from the annotation of a GenBank genome assembly. NCBI's taxonomy places the organism in Eukaryota, Viridiplantae, Chlorophyta, Pedinophyceae.